Messenger RNA from Nakaseomyces glabratus, 1056 nucleotides. RefSeq names its product fatty acid elongase ELO2 (gene ELO2). Gene Ontology annotation, biological process: very long-chain fatty acid biosynthetic process; fatty acid elongation, polyunsaturated fatty acid; fatty acid elongation, monounsaturated fatty acid. Gene Ontology annotation, cellular component: endoplasmic reticulum membrane. Lineage: Eukaryota; Fungi; Ascomycota; Saccharomycetes; Saccharomycetales; Saccharomycetaceae. Gene Ontology annotation, molecular function: fatty acid elongase activity. The record is from RefSeq and is a predicted model, not a curated record.
AUGACUACCAUUAUUCCACUACUAAAGCAAUACUCAGCACCAGUUUUCGAACGUUAUCCGGUGUUACACAAUUAUGUACCCACUGUGGAGAAGCCCUUUUUCAACAUCAACUUAUGGGAAAACUUCGACCAUUUUGUAACCCUAGCAACUAAUGGCAAAUUUAUUCCAAGCGAAUUCCAAUUUGUCGCUGGUGAACUUCCUCUAAGUGAGCUACAACCAGUACUUAUCGCUAUUGCUACUUACUACAUCGUCAUCUUUGGUGGUAAGUUUGUACUAAGUUACUCCAAACCGUUCAAGUUGAACGGUUUGUUCCAAUUGCAUAACUUGUUUCUAACUACCAUCUCAUUAACAUUGCUGGUUUUGAUGGUAGAGCAAUUGACUCCAAUGAUCUACCAUCACGGUUUAUUCUAUGCCAUCUGUAACGAAGGUGCCUGGACACAACCCAUGGUUACUUUGUACUACAUGAACUACAUUGUUAAGUUUAUUGAGUUUAUUGACACCCUCUUCUUGGUUCUAAAACACAAGAAAUUGACCUUUUUGCACACAUACCAUCAUGGUGCCACAGCUUUGUUAUGCUAUACUCAAUUGGUAGGUACUACCUCCAUCUCUUGGGUGCCAAUUUCUUUGAAUCUGGGUGUUCACGUUGUUAUGUACUGGUAUUAUUUCUUAGCCGCUAGAGGAAUUAGAGUCUGGUGGAAGGAAUGGGUCACUAGAUUCCAGAUCAUCCAAUUCAUUUUGGAUAUUGGUUUUAUCUACUUUGCAGUAUACCAGAAAGCUACCCACUUAUACUUCCCAACUCUGCCACAUUGUGGUGAAUGUGUUGGUUCUACAACCGCUACUUUUGCUGGGUGUGCCAUCAUCUCAUCUUACUUGGUCUUAUUCAUCUCAUUUUACAUCAAUGUCUACAAGCGUAAGGGUUCCAAGGCAAGCAGAGUGGUCAAAAGGGUUCACGGUGGUGUUGCCGCUAAGGUCAAUGAGUACGUUAAUGUUGAUCUACAGAAUGUCUCUACUCCAUCCCCUUCACCAGUUGCCAAAGAUAGAAGAAGAAAGAGAUAA